Pipra filicauda (Wire-tailed manakin) is the source of this 1356-nucleotide messenger RNA. RefSeq names its product 15-hydroxyprostaglandin dehydrogenase (gene HPGD). Gene Ontology annotation, molecular function: oxidoreductase activity, acting on the CH-OH group of donors, NAD or NADP as acceptor. NCBI's taxonomy places the organism in Eukaryota, Metazoa, Chordata, Aves, Passeriformes, Pipridae. The transcript is spliced from 7 exons. The record is from RefSeq and is a predicted model, not a curated record. Bases 69 to 869 code for a protein of 266 amino acids. Gene Ontology annotation, cellular component: cytoplasm.
GCAGGUGACACCGCGCUGGGUUGCUCGGGCUCGGCGGGCGCGGGGCGGGCGGCAGGAGCGCGGCGGCCAUGCACGUCAAUGGGAAGGUGGCUCUGGUCACCGGCGGGGCGCAGGGCAUCGGACGGGCUUUCGUACAGGCGCUGCUGGGCAAGGGCGCCAAGGUAGCCCUCCUGGACCGCAACUCCGAGGCCGGACAGGAGAGCAAGGCGGCUCUGGACGAACAGUUUGAAGCGCAGAGGACGGUGUUCAUCCAGUGUGACGUGACGGAUCAGGAGCAGCUGAAAGAUGCUUUCAAAAAAGUAAUUGAACAUUUUGGAAGGCUGGAUAUUGUGGUUAAUAAUGCUGGAGUGAACAAUGAGAAGGACUGGGAAAGCACUAUACAAACUAACUUGACAUCUGUGAUUAGAGGAACCUACCUUGGCCUAGAAUACAUGAGAAAAGGAAAUGGAGGCAAUGGAGGAGUAAUCAUUAAUAUCUCAUCCUUGGCAGGACUCAUGCCUGCUGCAUUUCAACCUGUGUACUGUGCUACAAAGCAUGGUGUAAUUGGAUUCACACGAUCGAUAGCAUUAGCUGCUAAUAUGGACAACUAUGGUGUAAGACUCAACACAAUUUGUCCAGGAUUUGUCAACACACCAAUUCUUCAGUCCAUAGAUAAAGAAGAGAAUAUGGGACAAUAUUAUUCAUAUAAGGAUGAGAUCAAAAAUAUGAUGCAGUUCUAUGGCGUGAUGGACCCAUCAACAAUUGCUGAGGGACUGAUAACAAUAAUUGAAGAUGAUACUCUAAAUGGAGAAGUAAUGAAGAUUACAGCAUCCCAAGGGAUUCAUUUUCAGCAAUACGGCCAAACACCUUUUCCAUCAUCAAAGAGAUAAAUAAUUGUUUUGUGCUAAUUACUCCUGGCUUUUCUUAAAUAUAAAAAGUUUUGAAAAGAGUAAUUUUGGGGAAAAGGGUUAAUGUUUUAUCUAGAGCAGUAACAGUGUUCAAACGUUUGCUAUAACAAAGGAAUGGGCAAGAAAAUCUGGUGUGGGAAGAUGUUACCACUCUAUUCUGAUUAUAAAAACACUAAGAAGAUUAUUUAUUUAGUAUAAUAAACACACCGCUCUGAAGACUUUUUUUUUUGUUUAGUAAUAGGAGCCACUUUUUUCAUUCUGGUAGUUCUGAUCUACAGACUCCAAGUGUAUUUUGGUGGACCUGACUUAUUUCUUAAAAUUCUUUUCACUGUUGUGCCUACUUACAUCUUCAAUUCUUCAGACCAGGAAUUCAAUUCAGGAAUCUAGCCCAUAAGCUCUGUAAGGAGUUAAGAAUUAAGAAUUUACUUUUUCUUAUGAAAAUUAAGCAGAACAAGAGGCAAAAUUCAAA